Rodentolepis nana is the source of this 768-nucleotide messenger RNA. The record is from the annotation of a GenBank genome assembly. NCBI's taxonomy places the organism in Eukaryota, Metazoa, Platyhelminthes, Cestoda, Cyclophyllidea, Hymenolepididae.
AUGGUGGAAAACGUCGAAGUUUUGGCUUCACUCAAGCAGCCUCUGAAACCAGAACUGAUCCGACUCCAACCACCUCCUAUGCCGACGUCACAAAUUGCCGUUGCCGAAGAUUCACUUAGUAUCCCCCCAGAGGAAUUUAUUUGGCUGUAUCCCAUCACUUUAUCGCAUGAGUUCCAUUGGGAUUCAACCAUGGGCUCCAGUCAAUCGGCUCCCAACCUUGAGAUUCAACAACUAGCAUCUCUGGCUCUGACGACUUCGCUCACUGUCGCUCAAAGGGAAGAGCUAAUCCGCGUGAUUAAAGACAAUUCCAAAAGUGUCAGCUUCUCUCCCGAAGAUUUUUCAAGAUUAGUGAACGAAAAUCCAAUAAUAGCUACCGAGUACCUCACAUCCAUCCAAUUAGAGGAUGAAUUGGACCUGUUCUUAGCGGCUCUUUUGGAGAUGGAUCUAAAUGUCGGCCUACUAGAAGUCAUAAAUCAAACCUCUUCGCGCAUGAAACUUCCAAAUAAGUUUGUCCUCAAUUGUAUCCCAUACGUUCUCACGAAAUGCCAAAAUAUAGAGGACAAGAAUGCCCAGAUGCGAAUCGCACGGCUAGUGUGCUUGUUUACGAUGUCAUGGCUACGAAAUAAGACUCUCAGUAUCAACAAUGCUAGUAUCUUCACAGAAAUUGAGUCCUUUUGCUUGGCAUUCUGUAAAGUCAAGGAGGCCAAUCUCCUCUAUCGUCAAGUGAAAAAUCUUGAAUCCGGGACGCCGGCAGACAAAGAUUCAUAA